AUGCAGAAUGGCCCCCCUCCACACGAGACCCCCACGGCCGAUCAGAACAAUGACCAAUUGUCGCUAUGGGAUCGCUUUACGAGUCAAUUUCAUAUGAGACCGCCGGAGGAUGACGAGCCUCAGUCGUGGUGGAUCGCAUCCACGGCUAUCCCGUUAGUGGCCGCUGCGGCUGGACCGCUAGCUAACCUGAUGUCGAUUGUUGCGCUUGUCAUGCCGUGGAGGAGCAUCAUUCUCUCUACAGUAGAAGGGGACGCUGGAAAUGAUCCCCAGACGUUUUAUUCUGACCCUCAUUGGGUUACGGGGUUGAACGCAGUUUCGCUUGCAUGUGGUAUUGUUGGCAAUGCUUUUUUGCUCCUGAAUUUUACCCAAACUGUGCGAUACAUUGUUGCUUUGCCAGUGACAAUUAUUUUGUGGUUCUUGGCUACUGGGCUUCUGGCUGGACUGACCUCGGCUCUUUCAAUAUACGAUCCUCCCAUCCCUCCAAACGAUACUUACUCUGAAGCCUACUGGAGUGCUGUAAUCGCUGCAAUCCUCUAUUUCAUUUUGAGUGUUCUUCUCAUGAUUAACAUGCUUGGCUAUUUCCUUGGAAGAUACCCACAGCAUUUCUCGCUCACUGACGACCAGCGUACUCUCAUUUUGCAAAUGACUGUGUUUGUGGCUUGGUUGCUUAUUGGUGCAGCUUUCUUCCAGAAAGUACUCGAGAUCUCAUUUGCAGAUGCCCUGUAUUUCUGCGAUAUCACAGUCUUGACUUUAGGCUUUGGUGACGUAGUAGCUCAAACAGACCUCGGAAGGGGCCUUGUUUGGCCGUAUGCUGUGAUCGGAAUCAUUAUGCUUGGUCUCGUUGUUGGGAGUAUCCAUCAAUUCGCUCGGGAGGUCCACUAUGACAAUGUUGUUCGAAAGCACAUUGAAAAUAAGCGGCAGCACACUUUCGAUCGCUCUAUCACUUUUGACAAGCUCAGCUCCACAAACCCCGAGAAGACACUUCCUCCGGCACUCGAUUCCCAAAAGACCAGUGUCAAUUACCGGUAUAAGAAACAUCAACCGAUCCGAAACACCAUUCACGCACUUUCCGCAGAGCGACGGCCCAAACUCCUGAUCAUGAGAGAGGAAAAGGACCGAUUCGACGCUAUGCGCGGGAUUCAACACGAAACAAUGCGCUUUCGUCGUUGGAACGAUUUGUUUAUCAGCAUCAUUGCUUAUGGGAUCGUCUGGAGUUGCGGAGCUGCUGUGUUCUGGUCGCUGGAAGGCUGGACUUAUUUUGAGGCGCUGUACUUUUGCUUUUGUUCGCUGAUCACCAUUGGAUAUGGUGAUUUCACCCCCAAGUCAAAUGCUGGUCGACCCUUCUUUGUGGUGUGGUCCCUCAUAGCCAUUCCGACCAUGACCAUGCUCAUCUCCCAGAUGAGUGACACGGUUGUUGCUGGCUACAAACAUGGCACAGUGAAGUUUGCUGAAUAUUCCAUCAUGCCCGAGAGUGGAUCAUACCAGUCUUUCUUCGCUCGUUUCCCGCCUAUCCGGAGAUUCCUAGAGAAACGCCGGGAGAAAAAGCGUCUGGAACGUGGUUUCCAAGUUGGUGCAGAUCCUCUAGAAGACACGACCGAUCCAGAGAAUGGGCAGCCCGAGACCUCGAACAAACGAACCUCGUCCCUGACCCCAUCUCGAACCCCUCGGACCAGCACGAAUCACCCUACGCGGACUCUUGAAGAACUUGCACGUGAUACCCCGUCGCCUUAUGAGCUUGCCCAACAACUUGCAUUUGCCAUUCGCCAUACUACCCAAGAAGUGCGGCAAGGAAAGCGUAAACGGUAUACCUACGAAGAGUGGGUGGAGCACACUCGUCUCAUCCAGUUUACCAACCCUCGGACUAGACCUUCUUCAGCAGAGGGAUCAUCAAGCCAGAAAUUGGAUAGAGAAGAUGCGGUCAUUCUCGAUGAAGAUGAGUAUGGUGUUUUAAACUGGGACUGGAUCGGCGAGAACAGUCCCAUGUUGGCGCACCAAACUGAACCAGAGUGGGUUUUAGACCGACUCUGUGAGAGUCUGGUGCGAUAUGUGUCGACUCAAGAGCAAGCCCGUGCUAGAGAAAGAGGCCAUACCGAUGAGAUUGCCGAAGCGGCGACCUUGAAAAAGGAGAAAGAUCUAGGCAUCGAGGAGCCAUAG
This is a messenger RNA of Penicillium verhagenii, 2154 nucleotides long. RefSeq lists its product as uncharacterized. Gene Ontology annotation, cellular component: membrane. The record is from RefSeq and is a predicted model, not a curated record. The transcript has 3 exons. NCBI's taxonomy places the organism in Eukaryota, Fungi, Ascomycota, Eurotiomycetes, Eurotiales, Aspergillaceae. Gene Ontology annotation, biological process: stabilization of membrane potential; potassium ion transmembrane transport. Gene Ontology annotation, molecular function: potassium ion leak channel activity. The coding region runs from base 1 to 2154 and encodes 717 amino acids.